AUGUCGGUCCAGAAGGCACUGAAGUUUAAGCCUCUUCACCCUACAUUCGCUGCUGAAGUGGAUGGUAUUGACUUUUCGAAGCCGAUACCCGACUCUGUGAUCGCGGAGGUUCAGGAGGGUAUCGACAAAUAUGGUUGUCUAGUGUUCCGAAAUGCAAACAUGGACAACGACACUCAUGUUUCGUUCACCCGACGGUUCGGUGAGCUAGAUUCAAUGCCUUUCAUUCGUCGCCGAGGUCGAUUCCCAGACCAACCACACAUUUUCGACGUAUCCAACUUGGAUGACUCUGGAGAAAUAGUCAAAAACACAGACCGCAUAACCGCUAUGCUGAAGAAGGGCAAUGAGCUGUGGCACGCCGAUAUGCAGUACCACCCGCGAAGAGACAAAUAUUCUCUCCUCCGUGCAGUGGAGAUUCCUCCUAAAGGCUUGGGUGGUGAGACAGAAUUUGCAGACUCCCGCACUGCUUAUGAAGACCUCAGCCAAGAAUGGAAAGACAGGCUCGAGAAUUUGGUAUGCGAUUGUUCUCUGAUCCACAAUCGCCGAUUGGCCGCUCCUGAUCUCUAUAAAGAUGUGGAUCCAUACGACUGGUCUAUUUCUCGCUUCAAGGCGGUUUACCCGCACGAGGGGAGCGGACGCAAAAAUCUAUAUAUGACCAGUUACGUCUACAGAUUUCAGGGAUAUUCCAUUGAAGAAAGCCACAGGAUGAGAGAGGAGCUGAUUGCGCACGGGACGCAGCCAAAAUAUGUGUACAAGGUUGCUUGGGAGCAGCCCGGUGAUGCGGUCAUGUGGGACAACACAGCCGUCUGGCAUCGAGCACUAGACGCGUCGGAGUACAUCUUCAAGUACAGGAGGGACAUGCGCCGCACAAACACAUACGACAAUGGUCCAUAUGCUUGGGGAGAAAAUGAGGUCGGGAAGGACUGGAAGGUGCAACUGCCAAAGGAUCCUCUAGCACAUGAAAGCCAGUUCAAUCGAGUGGUUGGGUAG
This is a messenger RNA of Cladophialophora psammophila CBS 110553, 987 nucleotides long. RefSeq lists its product as uncharacterized. NCBI's taxonomy places the organism in Eukaryota, Fungi, Ascomycota, Eurotiomycetes, Chaetothyriales, Herpotrichiellaceae. Bases 1 to 987 code for a protein of 328 amino acids. The transcript has a single exon. The record is from RefSeq and is a predicted model, not a curated record. Gene Ontology annotation, molecular function: oxidoreductase activity.